This is a messenger RNA of Gadus chalcogrammus (walleye pollock), 1749 nucleotides long. RefSeq names its product solute carrier family 17 member 6b (gene slc17a6b). Gene Ontology annotation, molecular function: L-glutamate transmembrane transporter activity; neurotransmitter transmembrane transporter activity. Gene Ontology annotation, cellular component: synaptic vesicle membrane; excitatory synapse. Lineage: Eukaryota; Metazoa; Chordata; Actinopteri; Gadiformes; Gadidae. Gene Ontology annotation, biological process: monoatomic anion transport; neurotransmitter loading into synaptic vesicle; transmembrane transport. The record is from RefSeq and is a predicted model, not a curated record. Bases 1 to 1749 code for a protein of 582 amino acids. The transcript has 12 exons.
AUGGAGUCCGUCAAGUCAAGAGCAACGGCGGGGGUCAAGGAAUUUGCCGGGAAGACAUUAGGUCAUAUGCACAGAGUGCUCGAGAAGAAACAGAAAACCGGAGAAGUCAUCGAGCUGACUGAGGAUGGGAGGCCCCAGGAGGCCCCUGAGAGGAAGCCCCCGCUGGUCGACUGCACGUGCUUCGGGCUGCCCCGCCGCUACAUCAUCGCGUUGAUGAGCGGCCUUGGGUUCUGCAUCUCCUUUGGGAUCCGCUGUAACCUGGGCGUGGCCAUCGUGGGCAUGGUCAACAACAGCACCGUGCACGAAAACGGGAAAAUCAUCAUCAAGGAGAAAGCAAAGUUCAACUGGGAUCCAGAGACGGUCGGUUUGAUUCACGGAUCCUUUUUCUGGGGCUACAUCGUGACGCAGAUCCCCGGGGGGUAUAUAUCGUCUAAGCUGGCUGCUAGCAGGGUGUUUGGGGCAGCCAUCUUUCUGACCGCGACGCUCAACAUGUUCAUUCCCUCGGCUGCGCGGGUUCACUACGGGUGUGUCAUCUUUGUGAGGAUACUGCAAGGUCUGGUCGAGGGAGUGACCUACCCAGCCUGCCAUGGCAUAUGGAGUAAGUGGGCUCCUCCACUGGAGAGGAGUCGGCUAGCAACCACUUCCUUCUGUGGAUCUUAUGCUGGCGCUGUGAUCGCGAUGCCAUUGGCUGGGAUCCUGGUUCAGUAUUCCGGCUGGUCCUCUGUGUUCUAUGUCUACGGGGUCUUUGGGAUCAUCUGGUACAUGUUCUGGAUCCUGGUGUCCUACGAGAGUCCCGCCGUGCACCCCACCAUCACCGAGGAGGAGCGCUGCUACAUCGAGGAGAGCAUCGGGGAGACCGCUCAGCUGAUGGCCGCCGCCGAGAAAUUCAAAACUCCCUGGAGAAAGUUCUUUACCUCCAUGCCAGUCUACGCCAUCAUCGUUGCCAACUUCUGCAGGAGCUGGACCUUCUACCUUCUGCUCAUUAGCCAGCCAGCGUACUUUGAGGAGGUGUUUGGCUUUGAGAUCAGCAAGGUUGGCAUGCUGUCUGCCCUGCCCCACUUGGUGAUGACCAUCAUUGUGCCCAUCGGGGGACAGCUGGCCGACUACCUGCGCACCAGGAACAUCCUGUCCACCACCACUGUCAGGAAGAUCAUGAACUGUGGAGGGUUUGGGAUGGAGGCCACAUUGCUUCUGGUGGUUGGCUACUCUCACAGUAAAGGAGUGGCCAUCUCCUUCCUGGUGCUAGCAGUGGGCUUCAGUGGAUUUGCCAUAUCAGGUUUCAACGUGAACCACUUGGAUAUCGCUCCACGCUAUGCCAGCAUCCUCAUGGGCAUUUCUAAUGGAGUCGGCACUCUCUCUGGGAUGGUGUGUCCUAUAAUCGUUGGCACUCUGACAAAAAACAAGACCCGGGAGGAGUGGCAGUCCGUGUUCCUCAUCGCCGCCAUGGUGCACUACGGGGGAGUGAUUUUCUACGGGAUCUUCGCCUCGGGGGAUAAGCAGCCGUGGGCCGACCCGGAGCUGACCAGUGAGGAGAAGUGCGGCUUCAUCGACGAGGACGAGCUGGCGGAGGAGACGGGAGACAUCAGCCAGGGCUACGGCGCACUGGGCGCCCCGGCCAAGACGUAUGGCGCCACCACGCAGGUGAACGGCGGCUGGGCCUCGGGAUGGGAGAAGACGGAGGAGUACGUCCAGGAGGAGGCCGCCGAGGGGGGGUCCUACGGGUAUAGGCAGGAGCAGGGCUACUCCUAG